Molecule: messenger RNA, 2651 nt
Organism: Boleophthalmus pectinirostris (great blue-spotted mudskipper)
Lineage: Eukaryota; Metazoa; Chordata; Actinopteri; Gobiiformes; Gobiidae
Gene: shmt2
Product: serine hydroxymethyltransferase 2 (mitochondrial)
Exons: 12
Coding region: 84-1583 (499 amino acids)
Biological process (GO): regulation of oxidative phosphorylation; L-serine catabolic process; tetrahydrofolate interconversion
Cellular component (GO): nucleus; cytosol; cytoplasm
Molecular function (GO): glycine hydroxymethyltransferase activity; protein homodimerization activity; mRNA 5'-UTR binding
Source: RefSeq, a predicted model, not a curated record
UACAACUUCAAACAGGCUUACGCAGAGUGUCAGUGCUGCUGUCGUGGCUGUGCUGCAUCUUUUCUGGCCUGACAUCUGAAAACAUGUUGACCCUCACGCUCAGACACAUUGCACGGCCCCUGUGCCAGCGGUCCUCUGUGCGUGUGUGUGCGCGGGCACAGCAUGCAGCCACCCGCUCUGUGGAUGAUGAGCGGCCCUGGACCGGGCAGGAGAGCCUGGCAGAGGAUGACCCUGAGAUGUGGGACCUGCUGCUGAAGGAGAAGGACAGACAGUGCCGCGGCCUGGAGCUCAUCGCCUCAGAGAACUUCUGCAGUCGCGCCGCUCUGGAGGCUCAGGGCUCCUGUCUGAACAACAAAUAUUCUGAGGGUUACCCAGGGAGAAGGUACUAUGGUGGAGCUGAAAUAGUGGACCAGAUUGAGCUGCUUUGUCAGAGACGAGCUUUGGAUGCGUUUAACCUGGACCCUGCUAAAUGGGGUGUCAAUGUGCAGCCAUACUCUGGCUCUCCGGCCAACUUCGCCGCCUAUACCUCUGUACUCAACCCCCACGACCGCAUCAUGGGCCUGGACCUGCCCGAUGGAGGACAUCUAACUCAUGGAUACAUGUCUGACGUGAAGAGAAUUUCUGCAACUUCAAUUUAUUUUGAGUCUAUGCCCUACAAGUUGAAUCCCUCUACAGGACUUAUAGACUACGACCAGAUGGAGAUGACGGCCAAGCUGUUCCGGCCCAGGCUCAUCAUUGCUGGCACCAGCGCCUAUGCCCGCCUCAUUGACUACGCCCGCAUCAAGAAGCUCUGCACAGACAUUAAGGCCUACUUGCUGGCAGACAUGGCCCAUAUCAGUGGACUGGUGGCAGCUCAGGCCAUCCCCUCUCCUUUUGACCACGCUGACAUCGUAACCUCCACUACACACAAGUCUCUACGAGGAGCAAGGGCUGGUCUUAUUUUCUAUCGAAAGGGUGUGCGCUCUGUGGACAAGAAGGGCAAGGAGACUCUUUAUGAUCUGGAAGAUAGGAUUAACUUUGCUGUAUUUCCCUCACUGCAGGGAGGACCUCAUAAUCAUGCCAUUGCUGGUGUCGCUGUGGCCCUCAGACAGGCUCAGUCGCCCAUGUUCAAAGAGUACAUCGCUCAGGUGAUAAAGAACUCUAAGGCCAUGGCAGCAGCCCUGCUCAGUAAAGGCUACACUCUGGUGUCAGGCGGCACUGACAACCAUCUGGUCCUGGUGGACCUGAGGCCUAAGGGCAUCGAUGGGGCUCGGGCUGAGAGGGUUCUGGAGCUAGUGUCCAUCACUGCCAAUAAAAACACCUGCCCCGGAGACAAGAGCGCACUCACACCUGGCGGUCUGCGCUUAGGUGCUCCAGCUCUAACCUCCAGACAGUUCAAAGAGGCCGACUUUGUCCAGGUUGUGGAGUUCAUGGAUGAGGGCUUUAAAAUUGCCCUGGAUGUCAAGAAAAAGACAGCAAAACUACAAGACUUCAAGACGUUCCUGCUAGAGGAUCCAGAGACCGUGGGGCGCAUUGCUGAUCUACGGAAGCGCGUGGAGGUGUUUGCCAGACCUUUCCCAAUGCCUGGUUUUCAUGACCAUUAAUCCCCCAGCCCUGAGGAGGGAGGAGCUCCGGCUUGGUGCCAGAUCCAACUGAACAAGUGUCCUCAGGAGGAGUCAGAGGAGCAGCUUUUACCUGAGAAACAAAAAACUGAUUCUGUCACAUCUCUCUCUUUUUAAAUGAGCAGAUAUUUUCAAACUCUACAGAAUUUUUCUAUCAUGUUUUAAAAUAUCUCCUUUAUCUAUUUCAUUUAUGUGACACAGACAAUACAAUCAUUAUCAUUUCAUUAACCAUUUAAGAAGUUCAAAAUCAUGUGAGGGUGAAUUGAUUAGUACACUACAUACAUACUCUAAAGACUUAUGCUGGAAGGUCUUAAUGAUAUAUAGCAGCUAAACUUAUGUCACUUAACUUGAUUACAUUCACUUUCUUUUUGUGAUAACAUUUUUAUGUGACAAGUUGUAUAUUUCUAUAGACUAAUAUAAUUCCCAAUAUGUCUGUACUUGCACUCUAGUCUCACAAUGAAACUGAUGCUUUUCUAUUUUCUUCAAAGUACAAACACAAGCAUGGGUAUAUUUUUUUCUAAAAGUCCUAGUCUUAUUCUGAUUACAUUUCCAAAUCUGCAAGUCUUAAGGGCAAAGCUACAGUAUACAAAACAGUACAUUGUCUGUUCUUCCUACAUAUAGCUGUUAAUAGUACUACUGUUUAAUAUUAUGUUGAAUGUUUACACAGGAGUUAUGGGUUAUGUGAUUUGGACAUAAACAAUGAGCUAAACUUCCAUUGAAUCUCAGCGUUGUUGCGUAUCUUUGAGACUCGUUUUCACUUUACAAACUGUAACAGUUUUCAUUAUCGCUGCAGAAGUGAAUAUCUCUUUGUGAAAAGGGUCUUUCAGCACAAACGACAAAAUGGUGUCGAAAAAGUUGUGAUUUUUCCACAAGGCACCACAUGUCAAACGAACCAAAACAUCAUUGUUCACUUUGCCACAAUGUACCAACAGAGUUUUCAAGUCUGUAUGUUUUUCCUUUUUGGUCGGCUUGGCAACUAUUGUACAUUACAUUUUCUGUCAUUAACAAAGGUUUUAAUAAUAUAACUUCUAAUAAAAGGCAAUUAUUUAA